This is a messenger RNA of Microtus ochrogaster (prairie vole), 4660 nucleotides long. RefSeq names its product fascin actin-bundling protein 2, retinal (gene Fscn2). The record is from RefSeq and is a predicted model, not a curated record. Gene Ontology annotation, biological process: cell migration; actin filament bundle assembly; establishment or maintenance of cell polarity. Gene Ontology annotation, cellular component: actin cytoskeleton; cytoplasm. NCBI's taxonomy places the organism in Eukaryota, Metazoa, Chordata, Mammalia, Rodentia, Cricetidae. Gene Ontology annotation, molecular function: protein-macromolecule adaptor activity; actin filament binding.
CACAGGGACAAGACCCAACAUCAGUCGGACACCUAGGCAUCACCUACUCUGAGAUAGAACCCCUGAUGGGAUCUGGAUCUGAGAGACACCCUUUGGAGACCGCAGUGGAGGUCUGGAUGGUGAGACCCAAGAGAGCUGCCUCCCUCCAAGGAGACCCUCCUCAUGUACCCUGGAGCCCAUCAUCACACAAACGUCAAUGCCAAUAGCUCUGCUCCACCUGAGGCUGUCGGGGGAGUGUCCCCAAACCGAGCAGCCACCUACACUCUUGCUCCGUUAUCAGGAGACUGUCCAGAGCCAGGCCACUUAGUGCCUGGCGGCCAGACCUCCUCCCGUUAGGCAUCUGAUGCCGGUGAACCCUGCCAGCACCAGUCAGGCUAAUGAAGCCGUUAUGCCAAUCAGAGAGACUAGACACGCAGGGCUCCUCUGCAGCCUGGCUGGGCCACACUGAGCACAGCUCUCAGCAGUCCCCAGUCCCCGUCACAGACCAGCAGAACUAGCCCCUGGGACCCGACUGAAGUGGGACUGCUCCAAGCCGGUGACAUGUCUCUGCAUGGACACAGCCUGGACAUCACGUCACCUCAGACUGUCUCUAGGGCAGUACCGGCACACGGCCUGACCACACUUUCAGUUGGUGCCUCAUCCAGGGGUGUGGUCACAGGGGAGAGUGUGCACACGCUCUGUCGUGAGUCCCAUCCUGAGCACUCCAUCGAGGCCAGUUCCCUUCCUUCCUCAGUGUUGCCGUGUGCUGAUGGCUCUGCCUCAUCCUCUGCACACUCUGCCUGCCCCUGUGUGAGUCCCCGACCACGGUGGUCACUUGAGGGGGAAGAGCCCAGGAGGAUGACAGGACUGGGGCCGUGGCCGGAACCGCUCCACACCCUCCUAUGACUGACCCCCAGGAAGGCCUUCACACGCUGUCGUGGGCUUCCCAGUCCACAACAAUCAUGCCCCGUUAUGAGGAAGAAGACACCAGUUCUGGCUCAGGCCCAGGACAGGCAGCUCCAGUUCCCUGCUUGGCUCUGGUCCCCUGAGGCAGGUGCAGCACACAGGAACGUGGGUAAACCUAAGCAGGGCCACUGACACUCUCCAAGUUUCCUCGGAUGCCGGAUGGAGAGGGUGCAGCCAGGGGGUCCCAGGGUGAAAAGGAGCCAGGGGUCAUGGGUGGCCAGCUUCCAGAAUCUGAACAAGUGCACGCCCCAUUCCCCCUCUUGGAUUCCGUGCGGCACUUUUGGAAAUAUGGGGGAGACUGUGCCCCACACAGCCCCCUGUUCUCAAGUCUGUAAAGGCCACAAGUCAAGCCCGCAUCCCCCUCUGAUCUAAGCAGCCGUAAUGGGAUCCCCAGAUCUGCUGAAGGCCCUUGAAGCUAGAUCACCUUGAGCCCCCUGCACAGAAGGGAAAAACAUCACACACCCCAAUAGUUGGCAGAGUACAUAGGAACCCUGGUACACCUGGUUCUUUGCCUGCUACAGGGGUGUGUUCCCGCACAAGGCAGUCCCGAAUGUGAGCAUCACAUGGUCUCCCUAGUGUAUCAUCUGAGGCUGCUCUUUCGGAACCUAGAGGACCAGGAACAUCAGGGCACACUGCCUGUCUCCGCGCUGCCAUCCCUGGUCAGGGUCAGGGUGUCCCAGCCUUACUACUGGUCCUGCCACCCUUCCUGCUGCCUUCUAGCCCACGGACAGGGACAGCGUCAGACCCAGGGCCGCACACGAGGGUAGGAACCACGGGCCAGGAUGGGGCUGCAUGCUACAGGGGGCCUUCCUGCUCCUGGCGGCAGGAAUCAGAGAUGCAGUAAUUGGAUCCUGCAGAGGAUCUGGCUGAGGGUGGAGGGCUGAGAUCAGGUUGCCGCCCUGCUGUGAGUUUUCCACUGGCUGCUUUUUCUGCCUUGGGAAAGAGCUGGGCUGGACUGGGGGUCUGAGCUGGGGGGUGGAAGGCCCUGAAGCAAGAGGCAGUAAGAAGAGAAGCUAAGAGGAGUGGGACCCACAAGAUAGGAUAUAGGAUCUAGACGGCGGUGGGUGAGGACAAGUAGGUGGUCAGUCUUGCUCUUGUCCUGCUGGGCUUCAGGCUCUGGCCCUGGUGCUCUCCAGGAGCCUCUGAAAUCCAAGCUGCGGGUAAAAGCAAGAGGCUACUCCUUCUAGCUGGUGCGUCUCUGAUCCGCCCCCCUCACCCGCCCUCGGCUGCCCACUGGCCAUGUAAGAUCUGCCUGGGUGGCCAAGGCCACAAGACAGAGGCAGGCAGCGUUGGAGCAGGUAGUAUCCAUGUCACUGGCUAGGCUUGGGGGCCAAGGGCCAGCUAAACAGAGCUGGGCCUCUGGGGGGGCCACAGGGCCCCUGAACACUUAGAGAGAGUGUCCCAGGCCCCUGAAGCUACGUGACUAGCCUUGAAGAUGCCAACCAACGGGCUGCACCAGGUGCUGAAGAUCCAGUUUGGCCUCGUCAACGAUGCCAACCGCUAUCUGACAGCAGAGAGCUUUGGGUUCAAGGUCAACGCUUCAGCGUCCAGCCUCAAGAGGAAGCAGACGUGGGUCCUGGAGCCUGACCCAGGGCAGGGCACUGCUGUGCUGUUCCGCAGCAGCCACCUGGGCCGCUACCUGUCGGCAGAAGAAGAUGGGCGUGUGGCCUGUGAGAUGGAUCGGCCAGGCCGUGACUGCCGCUUCCUGGUCUUGCCGCAGCCUGACGGGCGCUGGGUACUGCAGUCGGAGCCGCACGGCCGCUUCUUUGGCGGAACUGAGGACCAACUGUCCUGCUUUGCGACGGCGAUCUCCCCGGCAGAGCUGUGGACUGUGCACCUGGCCAUCCACCCACAGGCUCACUUGCUGAGCGUGAGCCGUAGGCGCUACGUGCACCUGUGUCUGCAGGAGGACGAGAUGGCGGCCGAUGGUGACAUGCCGUGGGGUGUGGAUGCGCUGCUCACCCUCAUUUUCCAGAGUAGGCGGUACUGCCUCAAGUCCUACGACAGCCGCUACCUGCGCAGCGAUGGCCACCUUGUCUGGGAGCCCGAAGCCCGUGCCUGCUACACGCUAGAGUUUAAGGCGGGCAAGCUCGCCUUCAAAGACUGUGAUGGCCGCUACCUGGCACCCGUGGGACCUGCUGGCACACUCAAGGCUGGCCGCAACACGAGGCCCGGCAAGGAUGAACUCUUCGAUCUGGAGCAAAGUCACCCACAGGUGGUGCUGGUGGCUGCCAACCACCGCUACGUCUCUGUGAGGCAAGGAGUCAAUGUCUCAGCCAAUCAGGACGAAGAACUGGACCACGAGACCUUCCUGAUGCAAAUUGACCAGGAGACAAAGAAGUGUACUUUCUAUUCCAGCACUGGGGGCUACUGGACCCUGGUCACUCAUGGGGGCCUUCAGGCCACAGCCACACAAGUUUCUGCCAACACCAUGUUUGAAAUGGAAUGGCACGGCCGGCGGGUGGCACUUAAAGCCAGCAACGGUCGUUAUGUGUGCAUGAAGAAAAACGGGCAGCUGGCCGCCAUCAGUGACUUUGUGGGUGGAGACGAGCUGUUCAUCCUCAAACUCAUCAACCGCCCCAUCCUGGUGCUGCGUGGCCUGGACGGCUUCGUCUGCCACCGCCGGGGAUCCAACCAGCUGGACACCAACCGCUCCACCUACGAUGUCUUCCACUUGAGCUUCAGGGAUGGCGCCUAUCAGAUCAGAGGUGCGGGAACGCAGGCUGCGGGGAGGCAAUGGGGGGCAGGGGAUGCCCGGGCCCCCGCCGACCUCCAGCCUUGCCCCCAGGCCGCGGAGCUGGCUUCUGGUACGUUGGCAGCCACGGGAGCGUGUGCAGCGACGGUGACCUGGCGGAGGAUUUCCUCUUCGAGUUCCGAGAGCGUGGCCGCCUUGCCAUCCGCGCCCUCAGUGGCAAAUACCUGUGCGGCGGCGCUUCCGGGCUGCUGCGCGCUGACGCAGACCUGCCUACAGGGGAAGCUCUUUGGGAAUACUGAGGACUCACAGGGGCCGACCCCACAGCCCCACCAUUAAACCUUUGUUGCGCAGCUGCCGUGGGCUUUUCGUACCCUAGAGUCUCAGGGUUCCAACUGCUCAGCCCUGGGACCCCACCCAUAGGAAACCCUUUGCCCCUUUGAGCAAGGCUCUCCUCGCCUUCUACCGACCUAAGACGCAGGGCCAUGGCUGGAAGCGGGGGCUGCCAGACCCCUCACCUCACCUCGCUCCAGCAGUUGUUAGGCUUUGGGUCAGAGAUUAAGGAAGGCCAUCCUAACCUAGGUAGACCUGAUCCUUCUUGGGACCCUAACGUCCUCUCCAACUACCCAGGACAAAUGAGACCCACAGAGAGCUGCAAGUCUAAGACAAGAGCGUGUGUUGGGGUGGGGAGGCAAUGUAUAGCUGCAGGGAAAGGCAGGAGGCAUGCUGGGAAGGAAGUUAUGGCCAGACCCCCACCCCCACUCCCCCUUCGCUUACCCAGAGCAACCAGGGUCACACACCAGGACACAUCCCUAUUGACUCUUGGAGCUGACCUAAGUGGCUUCCCCGGGUGCGCGAGGUCUCAGAACCUGGUGGUCCAGGCCUGCGGUGUCUGGCAUGAAUGGGGGACAGCACACAGGUGUUGGACAAGACCAGGGGACCCAGGUGAAACAUGGUGGCCCUGACUCCAUGACGACACUCAAGUGAGAUUCUCAGCUAAGCCUGGUGUUUCUUUCUUUUUUU